This is a messenger RNA of Moesziomyces antarcticus, 297 nucleotides long. RefSeq lists its product as uncharacterized. NCBI's taxonomy places the organism in Eukaryota, Fungi, Basidiomycota, Ustilaginomycetes, Ustilaginales, Ustilaginaceae. Bases 1 to 297 code for a protein of 98 amino acids. The transcript has 2 exons. The record is from RefSeq and is a predicted model, not a curated record.
AUGAGGCAGGGUGCGGCAGAAGCGCCAUCCACCUCUUCCGAGUACUUUGGCUCAGUUCCAUAUUCAUCGUUAAUCAUCGAACUGGCUCCCGGCCCAGACUCGCGCAUCUCUGCAAGCCAGGCAUGCUUCUAUCUUCUCGAUGCACUUCCCCUCGUCUUCGCACUUGCACCAUACACGCUCGGCUGGCCUUCCAGAGUGUUCCCCGCGAUCAGCUUUCGCGUCCGCCCACCGGUUCCGUCCGGUGAGGACACGAUCUCCAAGCUUCCGCUCACGCACACUCCCUAUCAACAUGCAUGA